AUGACUUUGGAUCGAGAUGUUGCAGCGAAAGUCAUGGAACAAUACCAACCAAAGAACGAUAACGGAUAUGAUGGCAGCCGGGUGAUCAUUGUCGUGGACGAACGAGAAACGUGCCGAAGUAGUCGGUGUUGCGAGGAGAAAUCAUGCUUGCUAGCAGAUAUCAAGGCUAUGCAACAGAAGCUACGUACGUACAGUGAACAAUGGGGUCGUCAACGGAAUGUGAGGACAAACCCGUUGAGACGCAAGCACGACGAUGAUUAUGAUGGCAGCCGGGUGAUCAUUGUCGUGGACGAACGAGAAACGCGCCAAAGUAUCCGGUGUCGCGAGGAGAAAUCAUGCUUGCUAGCAGAUAUCAAGGCUAUACAACAGAAGCAGCCUACGUACAGUGAACAAUGGGGUCGUCAACGGAAUGUGAGGAUAAACCCGUUGAGACGCAAGCACGACGAUGACUAUGAUGGCAGCCGGGUGAUCAUUGUCGUGGACGAACGAGAAACGCGCCAAAGUAUCCGGUGUCGCGAGGAGAAAUCAUGCGUGCUAGUAGAUAUCAAGGCUAUACAACAGAAGCAGCCUACGUACAGUCAACAGUGGGGUCGUCAGCGGAAUGUGAGGAUAAACCCGUUGAGACGCAAGCACGACGAUGACUAUGAUGGCAGCCGGGUGAUCAUUGUCGUGGACGAACGAGAAACGCGCCAAAGUAUCCGGUGUCGCGAGGGGAAAUCAUGCGUGCUAGCAGAUAUCAAGGCUAUACAACAGAAGCAGCCUACGUACAGUCAACAGUGGGGUCGUCAGCGGAAUGUGAGGAUAAACCCGUUGAGACGCAAGCACGACGAUGACAUCAGUUCGGUUUACUGA
Messenger RNA from Peronospora matthiolae, 852 nucleotides. NCBI's taxonomy places the organism in Eukaryota, Oomycota, Peronosporomycetes, Peronosporales, Peronosporaceae. The record is from the annotation of a GenBank genome assembly.